AUGGCCGACACAUCGGCUCUGACAGACCCUCUGGCGGACAGAGGGCCUGAACUGAGUGGCACCACGACAGCAUUGCUCGUUCUCGCAACCGUUUUUGUCGGUCUCCGGUUCUGGGCGCGGUGGACUGUUGGCUUUCACUAUGGCCUCGAUGACUGGUUCAUGGUAGUAGGCCUGAUUGUCACCUUUAUGGCCGGAGCCCUCAACUAUGCCAUGAUUGCACAAGGCCUCGGCCGCCACGCCGCAACAUUAUCACAAGACACGCUGAUACAGUUCCUCAAGCUGCUACUGGCAUUUGAGUGUGUAUACGUGACGGCGGUCAUGUUCAUCAAGAUCUCGCUGCUGCUCAUGUACCGCCGCAUCUUCCCCGGCCGCGGCUUCAAGAUCGCGGCCAUGGUCCUCGGCCUCCUCACCAUCGGCUGGUGGCUCGCCAUUGUCUUUGUGUGUGUCUUCCAGUGCACACCCGUGGCCAAGGCCUACAUGCCCUGGAUCGAAGGUACCUGCAUCGACCUUAAGGCGUCCUUCAUUGGCAACGCCAUCCCCAAUAUCUUGACCGACGUAGCCAUCUUGUGCUUGCCCAUCGGCCAGGUGUGGAAGCUACAGGUGACGCUGGCUCAGCGCUUGUCCUUGUGCUUCAUGUUCCUGCUGGGAGGAUUCGUUCUCUUUGCCAGCAUCUACCGCUUCACAACAAUUAUGCAGUUUGAGCUUACAGACACGACAUGGACGCUCGCCACUGCGUGUACAUGGUGCGUCGUCGAAUGCGCAUGCGGUGUUAUCAGCGCUUGCCUGCCCACAUUACGCCCCCUCAUGGUCAAAGUCUCGUCACAGUUCGGCAGCAUCGCGACAAAAUACAACCUCUCUGGGGGCCAGAGCGAUGGGCGCUCCAAGGCUGGAAGCCGGGGACCAACGGAACUCAUGACGAUCGGGGGAACGGGAGGGAAGUCGGCCGACAGAGGGUUCAAGCGCUUGGGAACCGAAGACGGAAAGUACGGCAUCACGACGAACAUCUCAACCCGAUCCGCAGGAGCAGGAGGAGCGACGACUAAGCCCUCGGAUGAUUCUGACUCGGGAUCGUGCGACGACUUGUCCCUGAAGGGCGGAAUACGGAUCAAAGUGGACCAGGAGGUCCGUUGGGGCGAGGAGAGCCGGGCUCGUCAGGACUCGACGGCAUCGACAAAGUACGAGUCCUCAUCACGGAGCGGAUCCUCGCAUCUGGCCUCAAACCGAGUCUGA
This is a messenger RNA of Colletotrichum abscissum, 1230 nucleotides long. RefSeq lists its product as uncharacterized. NCBI's taxonomy places the organism in Eukaryota, Fungi, Ascomycota, Sordariomycetes, Glomerellales, Glomerellaceae. The record is from RefSeq and is a predicted model, not a curated record. The transcript is spliced from 4 exons. The coding region runs from base 1 to 1230 and encodes 409 amino acids.